This is a messenger RNA of Camponotus floridanus (Florida carpenter ant), 826 nucleotides long. It is a transcript of the gene Vlet, whose product is annotated as COMM domain-containing protein 10. The record is from RefSeq and is a predicted model, not a curated record. The transcript is spliced from 3 exons. NCBI's taxonomy places the organism in Eukaryota, Metazoa, Arthropoda, Insecta, Hymenoptera, Formicidae. The coding region runs from base 212 to 814 and encodes 200 amino acids.
UUCAUGCAUGAUCUAUGGCAAAAGCGAGCGCAUGUUUAGUGAAUGAAAGAUCAGGUGGUCAUUCAUGAGUGUUUACGAUAUCACAUGAAUGGUGCAAUAUAAUUUCCAAGAUUUUGUUUCUGUGACAGAGAUAGAAUUAUGAUGAAAAUUAAAGUACUAUAAAAGAGAAGUAAUAUAUAAGAUUUAUUUUUCCAAUUAUAUAUAAUAUAUAAUGGCUGCUUGGAUCAAUGUAACUUCAAAAUUAGAGCAAGGUUUAAUAAUAGUGGCUCGGCUGGAUAAUAGCAAGUUCCGUCUUCUUGUCAACCGUAUAUGCCAAAGCCUGCAAUCUAGCAUAAAUACAAAAGUAUUUAAUGAAGAGGAGGAAGAAAAACUGCUAGUUUCUUUAGACCUAAUGAAAGAUGAAUUAAUUCUUCUAUUAGAUACUAUUACAUCGAUUUAUAUGCAAGCUGCAUGUAAUGUUGUUAAACCAUCUCUCAUGGAAACAGUCAUGAAGGACAAUUUUAAGAUAGAUGAAGAGAAAAUAUCCAUUUUUAUAAAUGCAUGGAUAACUUAUGGCAAAGGCAUUGUGGAAAAUUUUAGGCAAAAAUCUAUGUUUCCUAUCCAGGUAAAAGAUAUCAAUUGGUGUCUAAAUGUUCAAUCAUCGUCCUCUGCAAUUUCCAAAGAUGCACGACCCAUAGCAUUACUUCAACUUGGUCUGACUGGUGAUGAGACAUCUACACUAACAGUAGAAUUUGAUAAGAAACAGUUGACAGAUCUCUAUUAUAAUUUAGAAAAAAUUCAAACUCAGUUAGAUGCUUUAGAAGCAAAAAUGUAAAUAUAUUUAAAA